Messenger RNA from Adineta steineri, 1368 nucleotides. The record is from the annotation of a GenBank genome assembly. Lineage: Eukaryota; Metazoa; Rotifera; Eurotatoria; Adinetida; Adinetidae.
AUGUCUCUUCUUCUUCUAGCAACUAGUAGAAAAUUUCCUACGUCUAUAUUUCGUCAGCGGAUUCUUCUAUUCACUCCUCGUCUUCUUUCUUCAAAUCAAGUUAAUAAUGAUAUCCUUCAAGCUCAAAAGCAACAACUUAAAGUUGAACCUCCAUCACCUAAACAAUCUCCUCGUCUUCGUCGUUAUCAUUAUUAUCUAUUAUCAAUCGCUACUGGAGCAUUAAUAGGUACAAUCUAUGCUUUACGUCAAGUACGAAAACAUGAAGGAGUUUUACCUGAAUAUGUUUCGAAUCCUGAAAUACUCGAACGUAAAGCUAUGGAUGCUCGACCUUUACCACCACCUGUAACUAAACAUAUUGAAUUUGAUGCUCCACCAAGAGUCAAUUUUCCAUAUCGUUUAACACUCUAUCAAUAUGUCACUUGUCCAUUUUGUUGUAAAGUACGUGCUUAUCUUAAUUAUAAUCGUAUACCAUAUGAUAUUGUUGAAGUAAAUAGUGUCAUGCAUACUGAAACAAAAUGGUCUUUAUAUGAUCGCGUACCAAUUGUAGUUAUUGAAAAUGAACAUAUACAAUUAAAUGAUUCAAGUAUGAUUGUAUCAGCUAUUGAAUCAUAUUUACGUCAACCAACAAAAACAUUUAAAAAUAUUAUGAAAUCGUAUAAAACAAUAGUUGAAAAAAAUCAAAAAGGAAAAUUAUUUUUUACUUAUCCAAAUAAAUAUGUUAUUGUUGAAUCAUCUAUUAAUGAUCAAUUAGAAGUCAUUGAAAAAGAAGAGAAAUCAGUAAUUAAUAAUGAAUCGAAAUCAUUCUUUGCUAGAUGGUUUUCAAAAUCUUCACCUCAACCUGAAAUUAAACCGAAACAAAUUCUUCAAAAGAAACAUUCUAAUGAAGAAAAUCAAUUCGAACGUCAAUGGCGUGAAUGGGUUGAUAAUAAAUUUAUUCAUGUAGUAUCACCAAAUAUUUAUUGUACAUUAAGACAAUCAUUAGAUACAUUUCGUUGGUUUUCAAAAGCUGGAGAUUGGGAAGAAAUAUUUCCAUGGUAUCAACGAUGGAUUAUUGUUUAUCUUGGAGCAAUUGUUAUGCGUGGUGUUUCAAUACAUUUAAAAAAGAAAUAUAAUAUAAGUGAUAAUGUUAGAAUAUCUUUAUAUGAAUGUGCUAAUGAAUGGGUUGAUGCUAUCGGAGAUAAAGAUUAUCUUGGUGGAUCAGAACCAAAUCUAGGGGAUUUAAAUGUUUAUGGUGUUCUAACAGCUAUUCAAGGAUGUGAAGCAUUUCAAGAUCUAAUGACUAAUACAAAGAUUCAACCAUGGUUUGAACGCAUGAAAAACUUAGUCGAACCUCAUCGUAUUGAUACUCCAGUUCGCCAUAAACACUAA